This is a messenger RNA of Melitaea cinxia (Glanville fritillary), 2783 nucleotides long. Its product is annotated as protein zer-1 homolog. The record is from RefSeq and is a predicted model, not a curated record. Gene Ontology annotation, cellular component: Cul2-RING ubiquitin ligase complex. The coding region runs from base 191 to 2488 and encodes 765 amino acids. The transcript is spliced from 8 exons. NCBI's taxonomy places the organism in Eukaryota, Metazoa, Arthropoda, Insecta, Lepidoptera, Nymphalidae.
GCUGAUUUAUCAUAUUUUGAUCAUAUUAAAUUUAGUCCUGGUUGCAGGAGGACAUCAUCAUAAACAGUGCAAUGGAAUUUACAUCAUUUAUAGCAGUAUAAUAUAUUGACAUUUAUAAUCGUGAGGUUUUGUCAUCGCUAAUGUUACUUUUUAUUAUGUCUUAGAAAAGAAAAUCAGUGCUGUAUUCAGAAUGUCGUCGAAAUGUGAAAUAUUUUCUCUUUACGACAGUUCUCCGGAUACACUUUUGAACUUGUGUAUGGAUUACAUCGUAGCCAAUUUGAAUAUAAUUACGAAGUUAGAUUCUGUAAGCCGAUGGCGCAAGCUAAAAGACGAUAUCAUAUUACCAGCUGAAAUCUGCGAGAAGUUUCUCCAGACCUAUCAAAAAAAGAAUCGCGUCAACGAUAAUAUUGCGAAUUUGUUUCGCGAUCGUUCCCGUACUCGAUUGGAUCGUGUCAAGCUCCGUAACUCCCGAAUUACCGAUGAAGGUCUUCGUUGCUUCAUGGAUCACAAGCCAUAUGAGGUGGAACUCGUACAGUGUGAGUACCUCUCUCAAGCCUCUUUAGACCUCAUUAAUAGCAACAGUGAUAAUCUAGUCUCAUUAAAAUUUGGACCACUUACUUAUGUGGUUUCUCAAGAUGAAAGUAUGUUUCGUCAACGACGCUAUAUUAUAGACGCACCUAAAUUGCGACGGCUGACUAUACAGUGCAGAGGCAUGUCUAUAUUCCCUCUGCUACUUCUGAAACCCUUACAUCACCUCACUCACUUAGAUCUUUCUGAAUAUACAUCAGCUGGUUCCACAUGGGCUCUGCACGAGCUAAAGAACUUGUUGUCACUUGUGCUUCACAGUGUCUUAUGGUCAAAAGAAAUAAUUGAGUGGAUCGCUAGUAUGCAUACUUUACGACACUUAGAUAUUUCACAGUCCAACGAGAGACAUGGUAAAUAUUUUAGUCCAAAUGAAGUUUUGUCUAAACUGGUGACCAGUUUACCAAACUUGAAAUCACUGGAUAUUUCUGGAACUAAUUUGGCUGGUAACGGAUGUGCAGUACCAGCUUUAACAGAAGGAACUUCAAAAGGGGCAGACACUCAUGUCCGCUGUGAUAUUCCUGGACUUGUGAGCCGUGUUAAUCGUCCAUUAGAAUUUCUAGGUUUGUAUGGAACACACCAUGGUGCUUGCAAACGACAUGACAUCCCAGCAAAAGUGAUUACAGGUGAUGCCAAUGAAGAACAAAUCCUGACAGCAGGAGUUGCAUACAUGGAACGACCAGCUAUGUUGACUCGAGUUUUGAAUGAUUUGUAUUACAUGUUCCGUAGCACUGAGAGAUACAACUCAUAUGUAGGGCGUGCAUUAAAUGUUGUUCUUCAAGCUAUGGAGCAACAUGUGUCUGAGAAACACAUACAAAUAUCUGGCAGUGCAACAUUAUUCUACAUAGUUAAAGGCAAGGAGAAACCUUGUAUUGGCAUAAAGCUUAAACGCCGUAUCAUCACAGCAUUGUUGGACGGCAUGGAGGCUCAUCUGGGAGAUGACACUAUGAUGCGUAAUGGCUGCCUUACACUCUGCCAAUUCAAAAUACCUACUGAUGUUUUGUUUGAAUAUGAACGUGUAGUGCAGAUCCUGCUAACAGGAGUAGCAGAUGUCAACCAAGAAGGUUUCGUGCAGCGUAUUGCUAUAUAUCUACUGAAUUCUCUUGCUUGUCAAGUGGAUGGCAAGCAGAAACGUUUCCUUGGAAAUCAUGGUGCUAUUGUGAAGAUGCUGAACCUCAUCUCAGACAGGCUCGAGAGACACGUUUGUGACGACGUACUUGAAGUUGCUUGGUCUACAAUGUGGAACGUCACCGAUGAGACUCCUCAGAACUGCCAGCGCUUCCUUGAUAAUCGGGGCAUGGAAUUUUUCCUUGGUUGUCUAAAAUGUUUCCCCGACAAAGAAGAGCUGCUUCGCAACAUGAUGGGUCUAUUAGGAAAUGUAGCUGAGGUGGCUGAACUGCGCCCCCAACUAAUGGACAAACAGUUCCUCACAGUAUUCCAUGAACUACUCGAUUCAUCUAGUGACGGCAUUGAGGUGAGCUACAACGCAGCAGGGGUACUCGCACAUAUGGCGUCCGAUGGUCCAGAAGCAUGGACUGUAGAUGAACCGGCCAGAGAUGCUGUACUGCAACGUAUCGCCGCUGCAGUCGAAAGAUGGGAUCGAAGAGCCGAAAGAAACAUUAACUACCGGUCGUUCGAGCCGAUACUGAGCCUACUCCACGCUCAUCACACCCCACAGUGCCAGCACUGGGCAGUAUGGGCGUUGGCCAACCUUACCACUGUAUACCCUGACAAAUACUGCGGUUUGGUAGAGGCAGAGGGUGGUAUAAAAUUGCUUCGCUGCCUGCUUCGUCACCCCGGACCCUACCCCAUGAUCAAAGACCUAGCGCGGGUCGUCAUCAGCAACUGCACUAAAUAUAACUCACGAGACCUGAGCACUCCGCCCCCGGGCUCUCCGGACAAUUAACUAAUGGACUACUUUGAGGACAUCGAUCCUCAUAUACGAGAUUAGCAGUUGCUCAUAUGCAAACUAUUCGUAGUAUGGAUUGUGAUCAUGUCAAGCUUCGUGGUUGGCACACUGCUGCUAAUAAUACUCUCGUAAAAAGACUGCAAUGGACAGCUUAGUUCUUUACCCACUCGGGAUUAGUGUUAAGUGCGCGGGUCGGUUACAAGUGACAUUAUUAAUGGAAAUAUGGAAUAUCAUUCGCUAUCAAUAAUAAUCAAUGUUUUCGUGCUAAUUAAACAAAAAAAAUACAAAAAAA